Messenger RNA from Capsaspora owczarzaki ATCC 30864, 2238 nucleotides. RefSeq lists its product as hypothetical. NCBI's taxonomy places the organism in Eukaryota, Filasterea, Ministeriida, Capsasporidae. The record is from RefSeq and is a predicted model, not a curated record. Gene Ontology annotation, molecular function: phosphatidylinositol-4,5-bisphosphate binding. The transcript is spliced from 10 exons. Gene Ontology annotation, cellular component: exocyst. Bases 13 to 2184 code for a protein of 723 amino acids. Gene Ontology annotation, biological process: exocytosis.
AAGCAGUUCAGUAUGGCUGCCCUUGCAAGUGAUGCGCGCUUUGACAUUGCGGCCAUCAGCGACAAGCGGCGGCAGAUUGACGAGCGGAUCAAGGCCGACGACGACCGCUUGUAUGUCAUUCGCGAGGGCCUCAAGAAGUCCACUGCGCUGUCCAAGGGCAUGGCGGAAAUGCUCACUUCCUUUGAAAAUCGACUUGUGGCGCUCGAGUCGUCCAUCCGUCCGGUGCACGACGAGACGCUGAGCCUCACCUCGGCGCAGGAGCACAUCACGUCGACAAUCAAAAUCUUUGAAACUGGCCUGGCAAAUUAUGAUGUCGUGAGCGACGUGGCUCCAGUGCUUCUCGCAGGUCCUGGAGAGAACCUGAAGGAGUUUCUGCGUGCAAUGCAACGGAUUCAGACCGCGCUGCAGUUUUUCGCCAAAGAGACUCCCAAAGGCUCCGAGGUCACGGUCUCGCUGCUGAAAUCGCAACAAGAGUCUGGCUUGAAUUCUCUCGAGGCCGAAUUCCGAUCGGUGGUUUCCAAUCACAGCAAGAACGGCAGCCAAAAGAAAUCGAUUGAUGACUUGCUUGCGGGCGCAUGGGAGGACGCUUCGGCUGAUGGGGCAAGCGUCGCGACGAAGCCUUUGAUGCCGGAAGCAACCAUUGUUGCUCUCACAACGAUGGCAAGCUGGCUGGCGGAUGCCGGGCGUCUUUCCUCGUUUAGUGCUGCGUAUGCCGAGCUCCGUUCUGCCCACAUUGUCGACAUGCUGCAAAGCUUGGUUGUAUCGCAAAUGUAUGCCUCCGUGGCCGGAUCUGUGCCAGGUGCGCGAGCGGGCACUCGACCUGCAGCCAUCACGGGCCCUUCCGUGGAUGCGGGCUCUUCGCUAGCGCCCUCGGCAUCGGUGGCCUCAGCUGCGUCCAUCACUUCAGCCUCCUCCGCGUCCGCCACAUCCGACUCGUCUGCCGCAAACGCCGCUGUGGAUUCCAUGAAAAUCCGGCGAAUGACGGCCGCUUUCCAGCACAAGCGCACCUCGUCCACCAUUGGCCUGCCGGGCAAGGAAAAGAAGAGCGGCGAAUCAGAGCUGACUGCCAUGGCGUACGAAAAAGGCACCCAUCCAUUCCUUGACACCAUCACCGUGUUUUUGCGGCAAAUGAAGGCCGAGCGCGUCCUCGCGCAGCGCGUGCUUCCCGCCGCCCACUUUGACGUGACCUUCUCCACGCUUUGCAAAGCUCCCCUCGAGCAUUUCAUCACCUCGAUCGAAUCCAUCGCCAGCAAGGGCAAGCGUCAGCUGGGCAAGGGCGACUGCGCAAUCGUGUUUGAGCUGCUCAACAUUCUCGAGCUGCUUCGCGGCGUGUCCAAAGAACUCCAGCGAGCUCUCGAAGCAGGCGAUCGGGACCUAGUGAUUGACGUUGCGAUAUCCACCAUAUCCACCCUGUGCAACCGAGGCCUUCACGAUUUCGAAGAUGCAACCAAGAACGACUCUUCGAGCAAGUCCAAGUUAUCCCUCGAUGGCACAGUACACGUUUUGACUCGAAAUACCGUGGCAUAUCUGCUCAAGCUCUUCCAGUAUCGUGAAACGGCCGAGCAGCUGCUUCGUGAGAGUGUCGGGCAGGCGGCUGGCUCUACCAACCAGCUUGUGGCCUACAUGAAUCGGAUCGUCUCCUUCCUCACCAAAAACAUCGAAGCCAAGAGCGAUGCGUACGAAUCGCACAUCCUGGGCAUCAUCUUCAAGCUGAACAACUUCCAUUACAUGCUCAAGACGGUUCGCAAGUCGCCGCACAUGGCGGCGUUCGGACCCGAGUUUGAGGCGACCGCCUCCGAGCUGAUUCACGCCUGCUUGUACGAUUACCAGGUCAGCUGGAAGAAGGCCAUCGAGUACAUUCUCGAGGUCAACCGCAACCAAACCAAGCAGCCCAAAGCUGGCAAAUUGUCAAAGAGCGAACGCUCUGCCAUCAAGGACAAGUUCAAAGGGUUUAAUCACGAGUUUGACGAGGUCUAUCGCACCCAAAAGUCGUACACCAUUUCCGACCCCGAGCUUCGCGAUCAACUGCGCCGCGACAACGUGACGCUCAUCAUUCCGCUGUACAGCAAGUUCCUUGAGCGAUACAAGGACGAACCAUUCAGUAAGACUCCUGAAAAGUACCUCAAGUACGACGCAGCAACGCUGGAGAGCAUGUUGAACAAGUUCUUUGAUGUUUCGUCGUGAAGGCGCUUUUUCGCGAUGCUGUUGAUUUGCAGAUUAAAUCUUUUCCAAGUACUG